Closterium sp. Naga37s-1 is the source of this 1023-nucleotide messenger RNA. NCBI's taxonomy places the organism in Eukaryota, Viridiplantae, Streptophyta, Zygnematophyceae, Desmidiales, Closteriaceae. The record is from the annotation of a GenBank genome assembly.
AUGGAAGGGAGGCAUUGGACGGCAAGAGGCGGCGAGGCAGGGCGGGUGAGGGAGAAGAGAGAUCAACGAGCAUGUUACACGCUCUCGCGAACCUCGGAUUUCAGCGAGCAUGUUAUAUUCCGUCGCCAAUGUCAGAUUUUACGAGCUGCCAAACGCAAAAACGUUAUAUCCGAAACGUCAUACCGUGAACCCCUUCUCCCCCCCCCCUCCUCCCACCCCCUGUCUCCUUUCCCCUCUCCUCAUUUUCUCUCGCACAUCUCUCCUCCCUCUCUCCCCGCGCUCUCUAUUCAUCCCCCUCGCGCUCACCUUGUUCACCCCUUCCCUCUCCUCGUCUCCCCCGCUCUCACCACGUUUCCCCCUCUCUCCUCCUCAUCAACCCCCGCCCUCCCCUUAUCUCCCCCCGAUCUUCCCUCGUCUCCCCUCAUGUCCCCCCGAUUUCCCUUCAUCUCCCCCCGAUCCCCCCUCAUCUCCCCCGCUCUCCCCUCAUCUCCCCCGCUCUCCCCUCGUUUCCGCCCGCUACCCCCCUAUCUCCCCCAGCUCUCCCCUCAUCUCCCCCCGCCCUCCCCUCGUAUUCCCUUCCCUUCCCUCAUCUCCCCUCCCCCCCGCCCCCACUCUCCCCUUAGCUCUCUGCUCUUCUCCUCUUUACCUCUCAUACCCCCUCAGAUCCUUUCCCCCUACCCCCUUCCCUUUUCUCCCCUUCCCUUUUCACCCCUCAUCUCCCCCAUUCCCCUCCUCUGGCAUGAGCUUGAUGCAACGUGGGCCAACCUCUAUGAGGGAAACCCCCUUUCCUUUCUGCACUCCACCCCCCUUGUCUCCCCCCUACAUAUUCGCUCCCCUCCUCCCCUCCUCUCAGUUGGCAUGAGCGUGAAGCGGCACGUCACAUCCUUCUUUAGAGUUUCCAUGCCCCUCUCAGGGCCUCUCUUUUCCGUUUCAAAGCAACUCAGCACCUGCAGCCCCAGACAGGAGUUUGGGAUCCAACUGGUCCAGAGGCGUGCUGGCGAGCAGAGAGAGCCGCGCUGCUAA